Staurois parvus is the source of this 3357-nucleotide messenger RNA. The record is from the annotation of a GenBank genome assembly. NCBI's taxonomy places the organism in Eukaryota, Metazoa, Chordata, Amphibia, Anura, Ranidae.
AGUCUAACCCUGCUGUGCUCUUUCUCCAACAAAAACUUACAGUCUGGCUGCAGAAAUGCAAAAGAGAAGACUGAUUUCUUGGUGGAUAUUUUAUAUAGUGUGCUGUUUUGCUGUUCUGAACCUUUGGAGAGAAAGCACAUUUUGGACAACUUGACGCUUCUUUUUGUAAAUUGCUUACCUUUUCUGGUUCCUCUCUGUCAGGCCUGUUCUGAUCCCAUCAAGCACUCCCUGAUCUGUGACUGGCUGAAAGGAGACGUUCUGGGUGACAGACUUAUUUCUCUGGCAAGUGACUUGUGUAUCAGCGGCAUAACAGACAAGGCAGAAAAAUCAGAGGCCUACUGCUCUGACAAAUGGUCUCUAUUGAGCUUAGUGCUCUCGGAACAUGUUAAGAAUGAAACACUUAUAGCAGAAGUCUAUGUGGAGAAGAUUAUUGAUAAACUUCACUGCACGUUGACUAAAACAAAGGAUUUCUCUGAAGCCGGUGACCUUGAGCAGUCUGUGUCCUUCAUCUGCGAUGUGGCCUCCAACUUUUUUAGUUCUGUGAAAGAUUGUCUGCAAAUGCCAUCAGCAGAGGACCUGCUUCUCACGAUGUUCCAGCUGUGUGCACAGCCUUCUGAUAAAACUCGGUUGUCAGUAGAAACGCUCAUGCUGAAGUUACAGCAUACGUGGAUGUGUGGUAUAGAGUCACUUCUCUGCCGGCCUCACAUUCUGCCGAAAGGAAGCAAGUUUCUUCAUUGUUCUGCACAGUGGAUCAUGGAGCAACUUCAGGGGUCUCAUUUGACUAUGAACAGCCUCCAAACACUGAUAAGUGCUGUUGAUAACUUGUAUGGCAAGCUCUUAGAUUCAGGUCCAUCCUCAUCUCACUUCCUGGCUGAGCACUUGUCUCUGAUGAUGCCGAGCGAUGAGAAAUGGCAGAAGAUGCGCCAGGCUCUCCCUGGACAGUGGUCAAGCAAGCCGCUUUUGGAAGGGCGAUUGAGUAUGAAUUCGGAAACAUCUGGGACAGAUCUUAAAUCACUUCAAAAGACUUGGCUGCCCCAGCACUUGUGUACAGGUGCAAUAAUGAGCAAAAUGGCUUUUCGUAUCCUGGAGAACAAUGCUCUGAGGAAAGAUGGGGAGAUUGCAGUUUGCCCAGUUUCUGAAAUGCUGUAUAGCUUACAGUGGUGUGAUGAGCUUGAGGGACCUCCAGCCACCCUUACAGAGUGCUGCAACAUGCUCCGUGCUAUGGACAUAACCCAUGACAGCAUUGUAGAACUUGGUGACCAUCUGCCUGGCCUCUUAGAGCUCUUGUAUACCAGGUCAUUAGAAAGUGGUACACUGUGGUCUCUAACCCUUCAUAAACAUAUUCAAUUGAGCAAUCCUGGACAAGAUGCAUUGAAAGUACUGGCUUCAAGCACAGACAGUUAUUUUCCUGUGACACAAGGUUCCCUGCACACCAUCCAGUGUAUUUCUCCAUUCUUAAGCAAAGAGGAAAAGGAGUUGCUUUUAAUCCAGUGUAUCUCGCACCUUAUGUCCUGCGUGCCCACUGCUGUGUCCUGCAUUGAUGGGGGAUUUGGUUAUCUUGCCAUUAUUAAUUCUUGCCUGGAUUCUGAGUCCCCUCCUUCUCCCGACUUUCUUCCUGGAGUGUUGAAAAUAAUUUUCUCUUGGAAGAACGAGCAUGAAGAGCUCUUCCUUUUCAGCAGCAGUUUGCAGAAUGUUAAUCCAGAGUCGAUUGGGCUGAAUGUUGAGAUAAUAAGAUUUAUUUCUGCCUUGCUAAAAUAUCCCUCCUCCACAUUACCCUCUCUGGGGGAUGCUGAAUGGGACUUUAUCAUGUGUUCCAUGCUGGCGUGGUUAGAGACUGCGUGUGACAGCUCUGCUCUCUACCAUCUACCACUUGUUCGACUAUUUGCUUGCGUAAGUUGCAGCUUGGCAUCGGAUUUGUCUGGCUAUUUUCAAGCUGUCACUGCAGGCAAUGCUGAAAAGCUUCCCGGCAAUCUUAUCUCGGAAUGGAACGAGUUCUUCUCCGAAGGCAUUCACAGUUUAUUGUUACCAGUGCUGGUUAAAAUAGCAGGGGAGAGCAAGGCUACAGAGAUGUCUUAUCAGAGCCCUGUGUUGCAGUCACUGGGCGAAGCUCUGCGUUACAUUUCAAAAGAACAGCUGCUGGACCACAAAAAACUCCCGGCCAAGUUUGUUGCUGGACAGAAGACUAACCUCCCUGACAGCUUGCAGAGCUUGCUAAAUACCCUGGCUCCACUCUUGCUGCACCGGGAGAGAGCCAUACAGAUCACAGUUUACCAUAUGCUGAAAAAGAUUAUGGUCGACUUGCCCGUGUUUGAUGAAGAUCUUAAAUCUGAUGAAGAAGAGGAACCCGUUUUAUCUCCACCUGUGGCUCUCAUGUCCGUACUGGCUGUCCAGGAGGAUUUAGUAGAAAAUCUUCUACGAGGAAUUCAAGUGGGAGAGUUUGCUGUAAUCCAGCCAUUAAAAGAAGAGUUCUGCUUUGUUCUGGGCUAUCUCCUGACAUGGAAACUUAUACUAAUGUUCUUCAAGGCUGCAUCAUCUCAACUGCGAGCACUCUACUCACAGUAUCUGCGGAAGACGAAGAGCCUAAAUAAACUGCUUUACAACCUGUUCAAGCUAAUGCCUCAUACACCUGUUCUUCCUGGACAAUCGAGCGAUGCAUUUUGUAAAGAUCCUAAAACGUUCUUCACUGAGGAAUUAACCCUAAAUGUAAAAGAUUCAUCCACACUGCAAUGGGAGAUCCCUCAUCUGGCCUGUAGUGUUUAUCACAUCACACUGAAGGAUUUGCCUGCCAUGGUCCGACUAUGGUGGAAUGGUUGCGAGAAAAGGAUUUUUAGCGUUGUGGACAAAUUCACUACCAAGUAUGUCAGUGGAGUGCUGUCUUCCCAGGAAAUAUCCUCUGUACAAUUCAGUACUCAAGUCUUUGAUGGCAUGACCGUGAAAGCCAGUCGUACCACCCGGGAGGUUAUAGCCACUUAUUCUGUUGAUGACAUCUGCAUAGAGCUCAUUAUCCAGCUGCCCCCAAACUAUCCCCUGGGCUCCAUCACUGUAGAAAGCGGCCGCGGGUAGGCGUGGCAGUACAGCAGUGGCGGAAUUGGAUGCUGCAAUUGAACACUUACCUUACACACCAGAACGGAAGUAUAAUGGAGGGCCUCGCUCUCUGGAAGAACAAUGUGGACAAGAGGUUUGAAGGUGUUGAAGAUUGCAUGAUCUGCUUCUCGGUGAUUCAUGGUUUCGAAUUACUCUCUCCCAAAGAAAGCCUGCCGGACUUGCAAGAAGAAGUUUCACUCAGAAUGUCUGUACAAGUGGUUUACCUCCAGCAACAAGUCCACGUGCCCCCUUUGUAGAGAGACCUUCUUUUGA